Messenger RNA from Nematostella vectensis (starlet sea anemone), 4335 nucleotides. Its product is annotated as deubiquitinating protein VCPIP1. Lineage: Eukaryota; Metazoa; Cnidaria; Anthozoa; Actiniaria; Edwardsiidae. The record is from RefSeq and is a predicted model, not a curated record. The transcript has 8 exons. Gene Ontology annotation, biological process: protein K11-linked deubiquitination; protein K48-linked deubiquitination; endoplasmic reticulum membrane fusion. Gene Ontology annotation, molecular function: cysteine-type deubiquitinase activity. The coding region runs from base 277 to 4158 and encodes 1293 amino acids.
AUCAUAUUCCUAAACUUUAUCCAGCUAAGCUACUCUUCCACUAAAGUUCAUCUUCAUCACAACAAACAACUUUCAAUCGUUUUUACGCAUGUCUUUUCGAAGUCUUAAAAUUACGCAAAGGAAUAAUACACGUAAAAAGACAUUCGUUAUGGCACAACGUAAAACAUUGUACCGAAGCCUGGGAGCGAGUUCCUGGAACCCACCACGCUUGCGCAUAACCAAGUAAAAUGGGAAAUCAUAACAUGGUUUACCCAGAUUGUAGCUAAAUUUCCUUCCAUGUUAAGCAAUCCCCAAGCUUUCAGGGUGUUUACGGGUUUUUGCCCGGACCCUGAAUGUCGUACAAAGCUGUAUUUUCCAUCGUAUGCGGGUUCUAACAUCGAGUGUACGAGAUGUGGACAACACCACCUCAAAAGCAGUUUGCUCAACGUAGAACUCGUGACUGACCCAGAAGUUGCUUUACGAAGCCUUUUGCGAUCCUCUCUGCUGUCUAGAAGCUCAUUCAAGAAAGAAGCAGAGCUCGUUAAAGUGAAAGGGUACUCCAAUUAUCACUGCAAGUUGUUGGCUCCUUUGAUGACGAGGUAUGGUAUGGAAAGGACCUCUGGUAAAGCCAGACUUUUGAAAGACAUGAAUCAGGGUGACUCUUUCGACUGUUCGCAUAUUGGGGAUCGCGCGUUUGUGAUUGAGCCGGAAUUCUUAGAAACUGUUGGUUAUGGUAAGGACAAGACGGGAGCAGUAACUUAUUUGGCAGACACACUUACAGCAAUCAAAUCAGUAAAUAACAUGGAAGAAAGGUUGGUGCCGAUUCACGUGGAUGGGGAUGGUCACUGUUUAGUCCAUGCUGUUUCGCGGGCUCUGAUUGGUCGAGAGAUCUUCUGGCAUGCUCUAAGAACUAACCUUAGCUCUAACUUUCAGCAAAACUUGGCAAAGUAUAGGGCAUUAUUCAAGGAUUUCAUUGAUGAGGCAGAGUGGAGAGAUAUAAUUAAGGAGGCAAGUCCAAAUUUCGUGGCCCCUGAAGGUCAAUCAUUAGGAAUGAGAAAUAUCCAUGUUUUCGGCCUUGCCAAUGUGUUACAUAGGCCAAUAGUUCUUCUAGAUAAACUAUCUGGUAUGCAAUCUAUUGGUGACUACUCUGCAACUUUCUUGCCAGCAUUGAUUCCAGUACAUGAGUGUAAAUCUAAGAAUGGCCAACUUUACCCUCCUCUUGUCAUAGCUUGGAGCAGUGCUGGUCACAACCACUACAUCCCGCUUGUAGGUGUGAGUGGCAGGCCCAUUCCUAAGUGCCCAAGGUGGCUUGUCCCCAAAGCAUGGGGACUCCCAAAUGAGCUCAUAGAUGCAUAUAUCAAAUUUGAUGAAAAUGACUGUUGUAACAUUGGUGGUGAACAUUGUUUACCAGAAAAGUACAUCCAACGUUUAAUGAGCGCAAUGGAUGAGCAGUUUCUUGAGAUUCAUAGUGUUACAGCUUCUCUUAUCACAGAUGUCCACCAGUUUCUAUAUAAAUCAUCAGGGCUUGUGGGGAUUUCACCACAGAUGGUGAUUGAGUCAACUCAGCAAUCAAUCAAAGAUGGCCAUUUGAAGAGGUGCCUUUCAUGUCAUGCUGUUUUGGAACAGAAGCCUCCAGUAAAUGAAGAAUGGUUGCGGCCUGGGGGAGAUAUGUACACUGCAGCAUCACAGACACCUGGUGGAUUGAUUGAUGCACAGAUGUAUACAUUUCCUCAGCAAGAACUUGUAUGUUCUUAUGAUCAGCAAAGUGAUGUUCUACAUCCUGUGAAACACAAGGGCUUGCUUCUGUCUGCCUGCACCCUGUGUAAGGGCCCCCUGAGGACGGUGAAAGGAGAUGGAUCUCCAGUAUACAUUAAUGGAGACAGGACUAGCACUCCUGUCCAAGGUGCAAGUACAUGCAAGUGCGGAUUUAAGCAUUUCUGGGAUGGCAAGGAAUAUGACAAUUUACCAGAGGUUAUUCCAGUAACACUAGAAUGGGGCGGAAAGGCAGUGAAGGAGACAGUACAUUGGUUCCAGAAUGAAAGAGAUGUGUCUAUGAACUCCAAUGUGUAUGCUGUUGCUAGUAAACUUGUACAGAAAUAUUUCCCAGGAGAGUUUGGCAGUGAACGACUUGUGCAGAAAGUGGUGGACACUAUUUUGCGACAAACAGCAAAGAAGGAGGGUGAAAAUAAAGGAGCAAGACCUGAUAUACCUGGUCUCGCCAGUGUGUCUUCAUUACCCAAACCUGAAGGAGCUGCUGUUGACAAGUUUGUUCCAUCAAAAAUCAUCCUCACUGGAGAGAAGAAGAAGACCUUUCACAAGGAGGAGCUUACCAUGAGUGAGGCGGAGAAGCUGAUCAGAACACGGACAGAACACCAUGCUGCUGUCAUGCAGAAAAGGCAAAGUGGUUCAACCACUGUGAAAAAGACUCCUGAAAAAGGAUCUCCUCCCCCUAAACAAGUGAGAGACAAGCAGGCGGCUUCCCCAGUGCCAGAGAAAAAGCUAUCGACUCCACCACUCUCCCCCAGAACAGAAAAGAAGAUCCGUCUAUCAUCCUCUAAGGGGGGCCAAGCCACACUUUCGCUCCCUUUGGAUGCAACCUACAGGCAACUGCAAGAUGCCAUCCACAAGGAGUUAGGUGUGCAGCCAGAGCACCAGAAAAUACGCUAUGGGUUUCCGCCACGCACACUGUCCCCGCCUGAGGAGGGGAAUGAAGGAGAGGCAGUGCCGAUACAACAUGGGGAUCGAGUUAUGGUUGAAGUCAUUAUUCCUCCAGAACCAGAACCUGAACAAAAGCCGGAUGUUGAGAUGGCAGAUGAAGAGAAGAGUGAUGUGUCAUUCACUUCGUCUGAUAUUGCUGAUAAGCUUGAUGGGCGUGGCUUGAAAAUGCCCGUUCAAGAAGAGCAGCAGAUGGAAGUUGACACUAGCAGAGCUGCCUUGGCAUCUGCACUAGUGAAUGCGCUCUCUGGAGCCAUAAAUAACGAGCUAUGGGAGGCUGCCUGCCAGAACCCCGCCCUGUUCAGUAGUGGCGGGUUCUACUUUGAUAUGGUCAAGAAGGACUUGGGGGAUCUUAAGGACGACCAGCACCUCACUAUACCUCACUUCCCAGGGAAGGUGUUUGCCUACAGCAAUUACCACAAUCGUCUGGAACUCUGCCUGGGCAAAAUUCACCUUCCUGUCCAGCCACUGACGGCAGAGGCCCUUGCACAGGCUCACCAAGCCUCCUCAUCGCACCAAAGACCAAGUUAUGUCCUUAACAGCGAGGCAUCCUUCAGUGGUGCAGUACAUCACCAGGACUCAAGACAUGAACGCGUCGCGUUUUCCGGCGAGGGACGGUCGCUGUCCUCGACCUCCCAAGGUGCUCCCAGACCAUUUGUUGAUGAGCCUCUUGCCCAACCAAGUCACCCAAGUAGCGGGUUCCCAUUGCCUCGGAAUUUGCGACCUCCGACGGCGGCUGGCUCUUCCUCUGCUGCCGCCCCUGUGGCAUUACAUCAAGAAAACUUGCACCCUGUUGAGAGCACAAAACAAGGAGUUCCCAUCGCAGACAACACCAUGGCUAAGGAAAAUCUGGUUCAAUCGUGUGCUGAAGCGGACAGAAAUGGUGAUUCAAGUAAUCAGGAAGGCGUUUGUUCUGCUGAUGUAUCUGAGUCUCUGGAGAAAGAAGUGACUCAGGUGAUAGAUCAAGGCAUGGGUGAAACUCAAAGUUCCAAGAAUAAGUUUGUUGCUCAAGUAAACUAUCAGGGCUCUGACCAUGACCUUGGAGUGUGUACUGAAGCACCGGGUGCGCAUCAGGAACCUUCAGGGCCAAUCCCCGAGGGUUCUGGUAAAUACUCUAGGGACAUUGAUUGCAAGCUGCCAGAGGUGUCGGUGGUGGAUAGGGAGGAUUUGCACUACCACCCGCUGUCAGAGGUAACAGCAAGCGAGGCUACCAAGGGGGGUGUUAUGGAUGUGUUUGAAGCCAGCACAGGAGAAAAGAAUCCAGACGGCAAAACUGAGGUUACAUCGGAUUUGACAAUGAAGGAAGUGCCUUAUAAGGAUGAGGACUCCACCCUCGCCACCCCUGUUAUUAAGGAUGAGGACUCCACCCUCGCCACCCCUGUUAUUAAGGAUGAGGUUCUGUCCUCCGAAUUGGGACCAGCUCAAAUGGAAGUGGAAUCAACCGCCUCGGUGUCUAAAACAUGAGGUCGAGAAGUCCUUUCUCAUUUCGUCGCUCCAAAUUGUCUCGAGUCUUCAUAAAGAAGCCGCAUCAUCCUACCCAUAAUGCAUUUCUUGGUUAUUGAGUAGUGGAUUAUUGGUAGUAUAAGACGUUCCCAGAGGUAUAGAGCAAAGGAUUUUGGACCUCUGAUGUAGAACUGCUUG